GAUAUGAGUAUGAUAUAGGAAGAGGAGGAUGGAGAUUUGGGUGAUGUAGAAAUUGCCUUCGGAUAAGCUGAGGUUUAUUCCCAGUUGACACGUGGCAGAGACCCCCUACUUCGCCGGAAAACUCUCUACCCCGGUGGCCCUCGACGAAGCUCUGCUGAAAGAUAGUUUUUCCCUUAGUUUGAAGUAGAUAUGGUGUCACUGCUAACAUUGCCUUCAACCAAUCAUGUGUGGCCUAGUUCGUCCUCUCAGCUAGGCCUGUACAAGCACAGUCAGUUUCGAAGAAGUAUUACCUUCGUUGUGAGGUCUGAGCAUUUGCCAUCGACUUCAGCUUCUCCAUGCGAAGAUGGACCUGGAAGACGGAAACUCCUGGCCUUGGGAGUGACAGUUGCCCCUUGGUUAUUCAUGUCUCAGCACGCAGCAACAUUUGCUGCAGAAACAAAGAAGGGAUUUCUCCCCGUCACUGAUAAGAAAGAUGGAUAUACUUUCGUGUAUCCCUUCGGAUGGCAGGAGGUCGUUGUUGAAGGACAAGACAAGGUCUUCAAAGAUGUUAUCGAGCCUCUUGAAAGCGUCAGUGUGAAUAUAAUCCCCACAGCCAAACAAGACAUUCGUGACUUUGGCCCCCCACAGGAGGUUGGCGAAACUCUAAUUCGGAAGGUCUUGGCUUCUCCUACUCAAAAAACAAAGCUGAUUGAGGCAUCAGAGCACGACGUGGAGGGGAAAGCAUAUUACACAUUCGAGUUCCUUGCACAAGCUCCAAACUACACCCGUCAUGCUUUGACUACAGUCUGCAUUGGCAAUGGAAGGUUCUACACAGUGACAACAGGCGCGAACGAGAGGAGAUGGGAUAAGAUGAAAGAUAGACUGAAAACUGUGGUCGAUUCGUUCCAGAUUUUCAAUGUCUGAAAGUUGGAUGUGCGUUUGCACACGCGUUUCUUGUUCUUCAUUUAAAACAUAAACUAGAGGCUAUUCAUUCACUGUAGAUAUGAGCAAUUUUCUCUCAACAACUAAUACUCUGCAGAUUCUGUGUUAUAUGUAUCUCACCAAAGAUAUGCAUCAACAAUGGUAUAUAUAUCUCGUCAUAUUCUCGAGUCA
This is a messenger RNA of Salvia splendens (bonfire salvia), 1092 nucleotides long. RefSeq names its product psbP-like protein 1, chloroplastic. The transcript is spliced from 9 exons. Gene Ontology annotation, biological process: photosynthesis. Gene Ontology annotation, molecular function: calcium ion binding. Lineage: Eukaryota; Viridiplantae; Streptophyta; Magnoliopsida; Lamiales; Lamiaceae. Gene Ontology annotation, cellular component: photosystem II oxygen evolving complex; extrinsic component of membrane; photosystem II. Bases 190 to 903 code for a protein of 237 amino acids. The record is from RefSeq and is a predicted model, not a curated record.